Messenger RNA from Ipomoea nil (Japanese morning glory), 589 nucleotides. Its product is annotated as CASP-like protein 4D1. NCBI's taxonomy places the organism in Eukaryota, Viridiplantae, Streptophyta, Magnoliopsida, Solanales, Convolvulaceae. The transcript is spliced from 3 exons. The record is from RefSeq and is a predicted model, not a curated record. The coding region runs from base 56 to 577 and encodes 173 amino acids.
GGAACUUUAACCUCUGCAGACAAAUAUAUACCUUUUUAAACAUACGUAAGAUCAAAUGGGUGGUUAUUUACAUGUGUUGAAUCUUGCACUGAGGAUACUUUCGUUUGCCAGCCUCGUCGUUUCCAUCAUCGUCUUCCUCUCCGCCACCUCCGGCAACAACUACGACGACCACGCCGCUUUCAUGUAUGACGACGUCAAAAACACCAAAUUCACCUUCAACGAUUUUUUCUCCUACCGAUACUCAGUAGCUGUAGAUGGAAUUGGAAUCUUCUAUUCCUUCCUCCAAAUUGUGUUAACAAUGGUGCAUGGGCAGUCCGAGGAAUCUUCCGAAGAACUCGUUAAAUUUAAUCUCUACGCCGACGAGAUAAUUUCCGUCGUACUGGGGACAGGAGCGGCUGCCGGAUUUGGUCUUACGUUAGACUUGAAACACCUUCCUUGUGCUUCAAUCAUCGCCAAAAGUUUUCUUAGCAAAAUGCUUGUAGCUUCUAGCUUUAGUCUUGGAGGAUUUGCAUCCACCGCUGUAUCAUCUAUUGUGUCCAUCAAAAUUUUCCACAAAGACUUAGAUGUUUACUGUUAGUUAAAUUUUCAA